Molecule: messenger RNA, 458 nt
Organism: Dendrobium catenatum
Lineage: Eukaryota; Viridiplantae; Streptophyta; Magnoliopsida; Asparagales; Orchidaceae
Product: small nuclear ribonucleoprotein SmD3b
Exons: 4
Coding region: 25-375 (116 amino acids)
Biological process (GO): RNA processing; spliceosomal snRNP assembly
Cellular component (GO): precatalytic spliceosome; commitment complex; SMN-Sm protein complex
Molecular function (GO): RNA binding
Source: RefSeq, a predicted model, not a curated record
AGGUUGUGCGAAGGUGACCAAAUAAUGAGCCGGAGCCUAGGGAUUCCGGUGAAGCUUCUCCACGAGGCAGCGGGUCACAUCGUGACGGUGGAGCUGAAGAGCGGUGAGCUCUAUCGAGGCAGCAUGAUCGAAUGCGAGGAUAACUGGAACUGCCAGCUUGAGAACAUCACGUACACCGCCAAGGAUGGCAAAGUAUCACAACUUGAGCAUGUUUUCAUUAGGGGGAGCAAAGUAAGAUUUAUGGUCAUACCUGACAUGCUAAAAAAUGCUCCAAUGUUCAAACGUUUGGAUGCAAGAAUCAGGGGCAAAGGUUCGGCUCUUGGUGUUGGUCGUGGUCGUGCUGUGGCUAUGCGUGCAAGAGUAAGUUUGGUUUAAAAAGAUUGAAUUACUGUUUGCUGUUUGGUUGAUAUCAUUUGUGCAAGAUCAUUAUACACACAUGCAGUGCAUUUUUACAUGCA